CUUUCCAAUUUAAAGUAAGACUUCAUGGGGGCUCUUGUUUGUGGUAUUUCACAUGUAUAUACGUGUUGUCACAAUCUCUAUUCAUUUUUAAUAAAGCCUCAGAAGAAAGAUGAUCAGCAACUUGAGCUUAAAACAAGUCCCAAGAAAGUACCAGAAUCAACUGUUGAUCUCCUGGGGCUUGAUGGUCCUGCUGACGCCUCUGUUACAAAUGGAAGCACCAUCACUCCUGCCCCAGUUCUGAAUGACGAUGAUCUGGAUAUAUUUGGCCCAAUGAUCUCUAAUCCUUUGCCAGCCGCAUCUGUACCAUCGGCCCAGAAUGCUUCCACCAACCCAGCGGCUGCCACGUUAUCUGCUGCAUCUGGAGAUCUUGAUCUGUUUACUGAACAAACAAAAUCGGAAGAGUCAGCAAAGAAACUGUUGUCCAAGGAUUCCAUCUUGUCCCUGUAUGGCGCGGGCACUCUUCCCCAGCAGAAUGUCCCAGGAGUCUUCAUGGGGGCCCAGCCGCUGCCCUUUGCCGCCCAGCCCCCGGCUCAUUUUCCAGCGUUUCCAGCCAUGGGAGGCCCUGUGCCCGUGCCUGUACCGGUGCCAACGGCCCCCGCAAUGAUGGGAAACCUGAUGGCGCCCCCAGUGCCUGUAAUUGGACAGAAUGUAGGCAUGAUGGUGGGCAUAGGAAUGCCGAACGGCUUUUCGGUCACUACACAAACUGCUGGUUUGGGACUCCCUCAAAGCAUUGGCGGGUCCCAAGGAACAGUAUUGGGACAGAUACCCCAGCCCCAGAAAUACGGCAUGCAGCCCCAAGCGCAGCAAACUCAGUGGAACGUUUCACAGAUGAAUCAGCAAAUGGCUGGAAUGACUCUGAAUAGUUCCAAUAAUAUGAUGGGCUUUGGUCAACCACCCAACACAGUGGCAGGAUGGACUGGAACUUCCUCGGGCCAAACCCUCAGUACGCAACUCUGGAAGUGAAAAGGCAAUAGAAGUUUAAAUCAAAAACCUGACAUUCCAUGCCCAAAUACAUCUAGUCUCCCUGUUCCAUCUAUGUACACUACCCCCUCCCUUCCUCCAAUUUCAAACCAUUCAUUUUAAAAGUAAUCUUAACUUGACCGUAUUGUGGUCUGUACUGACUUCAAUUCUGAUGUAGUAAAAAAAAGCAAGUUGAAUACAUUGGCAGCUUUUUUCAUUCCACGAUAUGUUUUGAUUUUGCAAAUCUUACACUCUCAGAAGAGCUACGUGACCAACCGCAUACUCAAAAUUAUUUUAUCUUGUAGAGCAAAUGUUUCCAUAUAAGGGAAAAUAGGUAUCAUGUUAGUGCUAUCUCUAAAAUGUAAACUCCACCUUUGCAAAUUUACCCAGUAAUCCUGUAGAAGGUACUGUAUGAACCAAAUGUUUUAAUUAUAUAAAUAAGAAUGUACCUUGUAUCAUUGAAAUAUGCAUUUCCUUGUGUGAUAAUGAUUUUGUUUCAUCAUACAUUUCACUGUGAUGUUAUAAUGAUGUGAUGAACAGGGAAAAUGGCUCGCAAGAGAGAGAUAAACCUGGGUGGUUCUAGGGCCCUAUCAAUUUUCUUUCCACUGUUUGAGUUACCUGGGUAAAAAUAAGCUGAUCUGACCGACAAGAGAUCUGUACAGGAUUAAUCAGCAGUGUAACUGCAUAGCAACUCUACAGGGUAACUCAAAUUGUAUAUUUAAUUUUGUCCUUCAAGUUGUAUCCAGGUUUCUGCCAGUAAAUUGUGUUUACAUUUUAUGGUGCCUCAUAUUGAUAAACGGUUGCUUCCCUAUAUUAAAGAAAUCCAUAAA
Thamnophis sirtalis is the source of this 1790-nucleotide messenger RNA. Lineage: Eukaryota; Metazoa; Chordata; Lepidosauria; Squamata; Natricidae. The record is from RefSeq and is a predicted model, not a curated record.